Molecule: messenger RNA, 1275 nt
Organism: Cercopithifilaria johnstoni
Lineage: Eukaryota; Metazoa; Nematoda; Chromadorea; Rhabditida; Onchocercidae
Source: the annotation of a GenBank genome assembly
AUGCCAAUUCACGCAUUAACAUGCCGCAUUGUUGCCAUAAGACUUGGUGGAAUUGUUCCUAGCACUUCAGGUGGUGUCAUUCUAAACUUCCUCUCAACAGCUGGAUGGAAAAAUUUUGGUAACCAACGGAAUUUUUCCAAUGAUACGCAAUUGUCUAUAGCAACGGAAUUGCAGGCUCUUCCCAUUGUUCAGUGGUUCGACCGAUCGAUGAAAACAUCGCGUAGUUAUGCACAAAAUUUGAUUGAAAGUUCUGGCUUAAGUAGUACUCCGCUGGAACACUUGGGGUUAUACACCUGGUGGAAACCCUCGUCGUGGUACCGAGUAUUUUUGGAAUUCCUCCAUAUCAAUUAUGAAUUAUCUUGGAUUGCCACUGUAAUAUGUGGUACUGUAUUAGUUCGAAUAGCUACGCUAUAUUUGCCAGCUUUAAUUUUGUGGAAUAGAACGAGAUUCAAAAAAGUCCCGCUUCCAUUUCUACGUCGAAUUCAGAGUCAAGUUGGCUCGAUUAUGUUGUACUCUUCAAGCGCUGGGAUCUUCUUGACGCAGUACUGCUGUAUCAAGAAAAUGGCCGAAGUUGUUUAUCCGAGCUGGACAACAAGUGGUAUAUUAUCGUUCACCGAUCUAACAGUACCCGAUCCAGCUUUUUUGUUACCCACCCUAACUGCUAUUUGUUUCACUUUCACAAGUAAGAAAUGGAUUGAAACGCUGCAAAUGCAAAAAACAGUAAGUAAUUUGAUGAUUGGAUUAAAGCCAAAUAAUGCAAUAUACCCAAUCGCUGCAUGUUCAUUUUUCGUUGCUAACAACGUUCCUUCGGUUGUAUGUAUUUAUUGGAUCACUUCAAGUUUAAUUAGUAGCUUGCAUGCAACGUUGCUGAGGACUGGUGCAGUACGAUCUUUGUUAUAUUUGCCUGGUGUUUGUUCUAAUCCUGCGGAAGCUCGUCGUAACGAAUUGCUAAACUACGUUUCCGAAAUGAGACGGCGUAGAGCAAACGAAACAUUGGAAGCCCGGAAGAGAAUUGUUGAAAUUGGAAAAAAAACUCAAGAAGACGAAAUAUCCAAGCCACUUAUAAAAGAAGCAGGAAAUAUUGAAAAAGAUUCGCUUUUUCAAGACUCCUGGAGAGAAGGUGGUGCCUUUUCGUCUUCAAAGAUUGCUAAAUUAAUGGAGCAACGUAUACAGGAAGCAGCGCGCGCAAAUGUGGUCACGAAAUCUACAAAAUCGAAUUCGAUUACGAGAGCUGAUCCUCAGAAGUUUGAAAUAGAUGAAAUUACGGCAGGCUGA